AUGGUAGAACGGGAGAACAUUCAGACCCCAAUAUAUUAUAUUAGCAAGAUGCUAACUGGCCCAGAGACGCGCUACUCGAUGAUAGAGAAACUGGUCCUCGCGCUAGUACAUGCAUCACGACGACUACGCCGGUAUUUCUCUGGUCAUGUUAUUACAGUUCUCACUAAUUAUCAGUUAGGCCAAAUUCUAUUCAAACCCGAUGUUGCGGGGAGAUUGGCUAAGUGGGCCAUUGAGUUGGGAGGAUACAAUAUCCUAUAUAGACCGCGGCCAGCAAUCAAAGGGCAAGUUUUAGCAGACUUCGCCACAGAAGUUCCCAUAGACAAAGUGCAGGAAUGUGAGGCGAUCCAAAACCCUAUUCCAGUUUUUGACGACAGGGUUUGGACGUUGCACACAGACGGGGCUUCUAAUGACGAUGGAGCUGGCGCAGGCUUGCGAUUGGUUAGCCCAGACGAUCACGAGCUUACAUACGCGAUACGUUUGGAUUUCAAAAGCACAAACAAUGACGCAGAAUAUGAAGCGUUUCUGGCAGGCCUCCGCUUAGCGCUUAAAAUGGGAGCAAAAAAUCUCGAAGCUCAUGUUGAUUCAAAGCUAGUGGCCGAGCAAGUUAAUGGGCAUUACGAUGCAAAAGGUGAAGCUAUGGCGUUAUACCUAGAACAAGCGCGAAUGCUUAUCAGCCAAUUCCAAACGUUCAAGAUAAUUCACAUAAACAGAAGUGAAAAUAAGCAUGCGGAUGCAUUGAGCAAACUGGCCGCCACCAGUUUCAAACAUCUAGCAAAGGAAGUGCGCAUCGAGGUACUGUCCAAUCCUUCCGUUCCUCUUAAACAAGUAAACAUCGUUGAGGUCGGCAACCCAUCCUGGAUGUCCCCGGUCAUCAUGUACCUGCAACAUGGCAAACUUCCCAAAGGGAAAGCGGAAGCUAGGAAGAUCCAAAACAAAGCAAUAAACUACGAAAUGGCGGAAGGUAUUUUAUACCGAAAGUCAUUCAUGGGUCCACUCCUAUGUUGCGUGGACAGAACAGAUGCACAGUACUUGGUAAGAGAAAUCCAAGAAGGACUUUGUGGAAUACACGCCGGGCCACGCAUGGUGGUAGCAAAGAUAAUGAGUGCCGGCUAUUAUUGGCCCGGAAUGCACGUGGAUAUGGUGGAAUUGUUACGCAAAUGCGCAGCUUGUCAGCGUCAUGCACCAAAAACUUUGCGACCAAAAAACCCGUUAGUUCCAGUCACAUUCGCCUGGCCUUUCCAGCAAUGGGGCAUCGACCUCGUGGGCCCAUUCCCUGACGCGCCUGGCGCGGUGUAA
Messenger RNA from Helianthus annuus (common sunflower), 1296 nucleotides. RefSeq lists its product as uncharacterized. The record is from RefSeq and is a predicted model, not a curated record. The transcript has a single exon. Gene Ontology annotation, molecular function: RNA-DNA hybrid ribonuclease activity; nucleic acid binding. NCBI's taxonomy places the organism in Eukaryota, Viridiplantae, Streptophyta, Magnoliopsida, Asterales, Asteraceae. The coding region runs from base 1 to 1296 and encodes 431 amino acids.